GCUCCCUCUCCCUUAACUCUCAAGGAGAUGAGAACCCAUAUCCAGGGCUUGCCCUACCGCACGUGUUGCGUGCAGGACCUUCCGCUGACAAGUUUUCUGCUCUUUCGACUGCAUUCAUUGAGCUAAAAUGCGUCAGCUUACCAGCAACCUGCGUUGACUUGACUUUGACCAGACACGCGACGCAAUCCUACCGUAGGACAGUUAACAUAUUUUGCUAACAUGAAACGGAAGCCCAUUUGGAAGGAGCUCAACUUGCCGCCUCCCUCUAAAAAGAUAGCUUCGCCUCGCGCGGCAGUGGACCCCAUCCGCCAGGAAGCAUCGCAGCAAGCAUUGCGCACAAACUGCGUCCGGACGCUCUUAGCAGCGCUUUCAACCACAGAUGCAGAAAACCAGCAGAAACAGGAAGCGGCUUGCAGCAGCGCGUCAGGAGGGCCCGACUCAGGAGGUCCUAAUCCUGCUGCGGACCCAAGCACGCUGACUGGCCUGGCGGAGGCAGUCGAGGAAGCUCUGUUCCGGCACCACCACUCCGAAACCGGGCAGGAUUACAAGGCGGCUGCUCGCACACUGGUCGCAGGACUCAAGCGCAACAGCGAGCUGCGCGGGCGGGUGCUGUGCGGUGACGUGCCGCCCCGGCAGCUGGUGGCUCUGGACCCGCGCCACCUGGCCACUCCGCAGCAGCAGCGGGAGUACGCACGCUUGCAGGAGGAAGAGACGCGGCGUGUCACACUCGCCGGCGCGAACGGCAGCGGCAGCGGUGGGGGCAUCGCCAGCAGCGAUUACCGCUGCGAGCGCUGCGGGGGCCGCAGCUGCUCUUACCUGGACAGCGGACGGCGGGAUAUCGGCAAGUGUGAGACAUGGGGCAGCAAGGAGGGGCAGGGCAGCAGCCGUCUGGUGACUUGUCUGGGCUGUGGACACCGCUGGGAAGUGGAUGACGUGUGAUGAUCUGACGGAGGAGAAGCAGGGCG
Astrephomene gubernaculifera is the source of this 965-nucleotide messenger RNA. Lineage: Eukaryota; Viridiplantae; Chlorophyta; Chlorophyceae; Chlamydomonadales; Astrephomenaceae. The record is from the annotation of a GenBank genome assembly.